AUGUCAUCGUCAAGCGCCGCUGCAAGAACAGCAACGAACGCAAGCACCACAAGCCGCGAGUUUCUCGACGAGCUGUACGAGCUCCUAGAGCGAGACAAGGACAAGAAAAAUACCGUCAUCCUCGAGCUGAUUCUCCAGCAAUGGCAGCAAAUCGGCGACGAGCGUCACCACACCCGCAACGACAAUCUGGUCGUCAUGGAGUCUCGGCACAUCCUCUCGAUCCACAUCCGCCUCUUCGGCGUCGCGUCCCGACCCCCUCCAAACACGACUAACCCACCGCCCACCACGUGGUGGAGGUAG
This is a messenger RNA of Sporothrix brasiliensis 5110, 300 nucleotides long. RefSeq lists its product as uncharacterized. Lineage: Eukaryota; Fungi; Ascomycota; Sordariomycetes; Ophiostomatales; Ophiostomataceae. Bases 1 to 300 code for a protein of 99 amino acids. The record is from RefSeq and is a predicted model, not a curated record. The transcript is spliced from 2 exons.